Molecule: messenger RNA, 432 nt
Organism: Stylonychia lemnae
Lineage: Eukaryota; Ciliophora; Spirotrichea; Sporadotrichida; Oxytrichidae
Source: the annotation of a GenBank genome assembly
AUGAGCAGUGAAGUUGACAGUUUUCUACAGCAAAUGCGCGAGAACACUUAGGAAUUAAGUGCUUUAGAGGAACUUGGGCUAUACAUGAACAAAGUCAAUGAUAUUCAUUCAGUCGAAUCAAAUAAAGUCCAUGAUGAACUCAAAAGUAAAACUAUUUAAAAGAUGGAAUUAGAAUUCUAUAAAGAUACUCUUGGAUUUGAAUUAGAGCCAAUUUAGGAAACAGAUGGAUUAGAGUACAAGAUAAGUAUUAAUGGAUAGGUCUUAGUUGAAAAAAUGAAGCUAAUUUAAUUGAACAGGGAGAGAUAGUCAAUCGAUACCCUUAAGAUGAUACAAGAAAAAAAUCCAUCUAAGAAAUUACAAGGUUAUAGAAGUAAAUUUUUAGACAUCAUCACUUCUAACUAUGAUGUUUAGCGGACAAGCGAUGAUAUUUGA